UGCGCAGUGUUGGCUUGUGCGGAGGACGGUGAAUGAGACGCUGCAGAGAGCAUUGUAAAAUAAAGCCAUCGCGUCGGGUGUACGGUCGGUGUGGCUGAUUUAUUGAAGGAUUUGCCCUCGUAGUAGGUUGUCUGUGCCUUUAUGGUUCGAUACCGGAUGUAUUGUUCUAUGUUCAUGGGCCCGUUUCACAGUUAUCGGUGGCGGACCGUUAGCAGCUAGCUCUAGCGGCUUCGGGACGUAACUACCCCGGGCGGGACCAACAACUGGCGGUGGGAGCAGCUUGUCUGGAGAAGCCUGUGGAAACUUCUAAAAUGCGUGUUUUUCAGCUCAUCUGACAGAAACAGGUUGAAUCUUUUGAGCGAACCGGAAAGUGGGGGGUUCUGAAUGACCGGCUCAUGAUCGGAACAUCGGUCCGACUCGUUUUGACACAGACGUGACGUCACUGUGAAGUCAAUAGUGGCCCGUUCGGUGUGUCACUAUGAAUGCUGCAAUCUACACAUUUGUUUCCCGCGACGACAUCAGCAGCGUUUAUGCAGAGGUCGCUAAAAUCCUUCUGUCAACCGGACACUGGAAACGGCUGAAAAGAGACAACCCCAGAUUCAACCUGAUGCUCGGUGAACGGAACCGGCUACCCUUUGGACGCCUCGGGCACGAGCCAGGACUGGUGCAGCUGGUAAAUUACUACAGAGGGGCUGACAAGCUCUGCAGAAAGGCCUCUUUGGUCAGGCUGAUCAAAACCAGCCCAGAGCUGUCUGACUCCAGUAGCUGGUUUCCAGAGUCCUACAUCAUCUAUCCCACAAACCUCAACACUCCUGUCGCUCCAGCUGCUAAUGGCAUCAGUCAUUUGAAGAGCAAUCCUAAAACCGAUGAGCGAGAAGUUUUCUUGGCCUCAUACCAUGCAAAAAAAGAAAAUGGGGAAGGCACCGUGUGGAUUGCUAAAUCUUCUGCUGGGGCUAAAGGUGCUGGUAUUUUGAUAUCUCAUGAUGCCAAUCAGUUGCUGGAGUACAUCGACAAUCAAGGACAAGUUCACGUUAUUCAGAAGUACCUAGAAAGACCGCUACUGCUGGAGCCAGGUCAUCGGAAGUUUGACAUCAGGAGUUGGGUGCUUGUAGACCAUCAGUAUAAUAUCUAUUUAUACCGAGAGGGUGUGCUGCGCACCUCGUCAGAACCAUACAACAGCUCGGACCUUCAGGACAUGACCAGCCACCUAACCAACCACUGCAUUCAGAUGGAGCACUCCCAGAACUACGGACGAUACGAGGAGGGGAACGAAAUGUUCUUUGAUGAGUUCAGACUGUACCUGCUGAACAUUCACAACGUCAGCUUGGAGAGCAGCAUCCUACCACAGAUGAAACACAUUAUAAAGAGCUGUCUGACAUGUAUCGAACCUGCAAUCAGCACCAAACACCUGUCCUACCAGAGCUUCCAGCUCUUCGGCUUUGACUUCAUGGUGGAUGACAGCUUCAGAGUUUGGCUCAUCGAGAUAAACGGAGCUCCAGCCUGUGCACAGAAGCUUUAUCCGGAGCUCUGUCAAGGUAUUGUGGAUGUAGCCAUUUCCAGUGUCUUCCUCCUGAACUGCGGCAGUGAUUCCUCACCCGCUUCCUCUUCACCAUACUCUUCCUCCCCGUCUGCACUCUUCACCACCAACUCCUGCUCCUCUCCCAAACUCAGAGCCCCGCUUCAUGUGGGACCUUUUACUCGACUCUAGCACAAAACACGGUGGAUGUUCCAUUCCCAAACUCUUCUUGAAAAGUGUCAGACGGUUGAGACAACCAAUUUUCCUGGUAAACCGACCUUCUAUUGUCUCUUUAACGUCAGUCUUUCUUUAAGGUGGUCUGCAGAUGUUCUCUAGUUGAGACUGAAGAGUGCCUGAGUUUUCUCGAGUUUUCUCUUGAUUGUAUCUGAAAGCCUUUGCACUAUUACCCAACAAAAUGAAUGCCAGGCUAAGAAAACCAGAAGUCGAACACAUUCAGAUUUUCUUCAGUUACUACAGCUGUGGGAGCUGUAUUCUCAUUGGACGCUUUGUUUUCUUAGAAUCAUUUGUAACACACCUGGAGCUACCAAGCUAACCCAAGGUCCUCCCAGUAUACACUUUAUUGAAAACUUGUUCUUGGAGCAAACCUCUGUUUCCUUUUUUUCAUUUGCACUAGUUAGGUUAUGUUGGUUGCUUAGGAUUGUCCUCUUUUUCUUCUGGAAAACGGGUGCGUAAACUCUUCUUGUGUUGCCAAUGUCUCCAUCACCCAGGAGAAAGGAGGAACAUAAAAAGCGACUGUGCAGCUGUCUGGAUGUGACAUGCAUGGCUUCCCUUCCACUGACUGGUCUCAGCAGCAUCGUCCGCCAUGGUUGAUGUUUAUGUUCUCGUUCCCGCCUACUUCAACGCAGAAUGAUGACGUUUGUAGCGUAUCGAUGACGUACGGGUCGGAUUCAUGUGGCCUGGCCGUUCAGACGGAGGUCGCAUUUGAAAAAAUGGGAUACGUAUCGGAUUCAGGACCACAUACCCAACUGGCUUGGGUCGCAUUUGAAAAGAUGGGAUCUGUGUCGUUCAGACUGUCAUGAAAAGAUCAGAUACAGGUCGCAUAGGGGCAAAAAAAUGGAGUUGGGUCGUUUCAGCCUGCAGUGUGAACGUAGCCUUAGUUUGUCAAAUCUUUGAGCACAUGAGACUGCAACAUGUACAAAUCUUUUUUUGACUUCAUUUGAACUUUUGAAAGCUUCAAGUGUUUAAUUACCCAGGAGCUCCAAUGAACUAAGAAAUAUUUUAGUUAUUGUUACUGUCAUUGUGUGCUAAUUUUUGCUGUUUUUCCUCAUAACUGCCUCCAGUAGUGUGAAACUUUGUGUUUUUAAAAAGGGAACGUUUAUUUUUACAAUUUAAUUGCUUUGAAGAAAAAGGUUCAUUCAGAUUUUUUUACUCGGGUUACAGAAACUUAGGAUAUUCCCUGUGACUAGGAAACAUGUUGCAAUGAAAAUAAAUUUGAAUUAUGAUGUCAAAGUCAGCAAAGGGUAAUUUCUCAUUAAAAGGAAGAGAAAGCUGCAAAAGAAACAAUAAAAAAAUAUGCAACUCCAGCAUUAAAUAUAAUUAAUUCUGUUAAAACCUCUUUUCAGAUUUGUUCAUUUAACUAUUGAAAUAAAGUUUUGCCUAUUUGUUUUCCUUUGUGUUUUUUAUGUAUGCUUUAUUUCCUUUACCCUGUUCUCACCAAAGACUGUAUGGUUUAUAAUUAAACCCUGCAAAGGAUUCUUAUGUUUUGUACUUUAAGCAGUCUAGAAAUGACCUCUAGUAAGGCCGAGUGUGUUCUAAAACUAGAAAACAGAAACGUUAGCCUUUUUAAAUGAAAGCCUGCAUGUGUAGUCGAAUUCAAAAAAUAUAAAAUAAACAAAAAUACCCAGA
Messenger RNA from Oryzias latipes (Japanese medaka), 3382 nucleotides. RefSeq names its product tubulin tyrosine ligase (gene ttl). Gene Ontology annotation, biological process: protein modification process; microtubule cytoskeleton organization. Gene Ontology annotation, molecular function: tubulin-tyrosine ligase activity. The record is from RefSeq and is a predicted model, not a curated record. Gene Ontology annotation, cellular component: spindle microtubule. Lineage: Eukaryota; Metazoa; Chordata; Actinopteri; Beloniformes; Adrianichthyidae.